Molecule: messenger RNA, 1223 nt
Organism: Mastomys coucha (southern multimammate mouse)
Lineage: Eukaryota; Metazoa; Chordata; Mammalia; Rodentia; Muridae
Product: testis-specific Y-encoded protein 1-like
Biological process (GO): nucleosome assembly
Cellular component (GO): chromatin; nucleus
Molecular function (GO): histone binding; chromatin binding
Source: RefSeq, a predicted model, not a curated record
UUAAAAAUAAUUAAUAGUAAUAGUGGUUUGUAUAUAUCUACCAGAAAUACCAUUUUGACACAGACUAAUAGCUUGGAAACAACUCUUUUUAUGUCUGCAUUUCUGGACUGGCAGAUUUCCUUAUGCUUGUCUUUGUGUCACACAAAGUCACAGAGAUGGUGGGUGUCAAGAAUGAGGGUGAAGAGGUAAAGGAGCACCAGCAGAAAGGUGAACAAGAUCAGCAUCCUGAGCUGGAAAAGGACCCAGAGCAGACCUGUGAUUCUAAAGACCAGCAAGUACAAAGGUUGCCACAGUCAGGUGGUGGGCCUGCUGAACACAGAAAGAUCAUAAUCCAGGUCAUCCCAGGCUUCUGGCCUAAAGCUGUAUGUAUCCUUAAGUGUUCUCUCUGGACACUGGCAGCAAAGAUAGUGAGUUGGAUAAGGAGAACUAUGGGGAAAGACAUAAUGUUCACAUGUCUAUGUGGGGUCCUGCUCCAAGGACUGCUCUUUAUUAACACAAUGGCCCACUUGCUUCUAGCUCCUCUUUUCCAUAGUAUAGCAACGUUCCUUGACCAGAAGCAGAUGUUGUCCAUCAUCAGCAACCAAGAUGAAGACUUACUGAGCUACAUGUUGAGCUUGGAGGUGGAGGAGUACAACCCUGAGCUGAGGAUGUGCAGGAUGAUGUUUUUCUUUAGUGAAAACCCAUACUUCCAGAAUGACAUUGUCACUAAGAACUAUCACCUCAGCAUCAUUGCUAUGUAUGGGUACAAAGAGUCAGAUUCUAGUACAAUAGAGUGGAUUGGACAGGCUGAGCAUGGUUAUGCCAACUGCAUGCAAGACACUACCAGACUCACUUUGUUCAACUGGUUGUGUGCACAUAAAUUCCCUGGCUCCAACAGGAUUGCUGAGAUAAUCAUGGAUGAUCUGUGGCCAAAUCCUCUUUACUAUUACCCUAAGAAAGACUACUCAUGAAGGGAAAAUUAGGACCUUUCCUGGUCAGCAGACAGUUAUAUCCUGAAAGGGUGUUCUGGGGCCUCAAUGGAGAAUGAGAUAAUGGCCAGGAAAAUUUAAGUGUGAGGGAAAGUUGUAAGAGUAUGAGUAGAUUUUCCAUACCUCUGGAGGUGGUGAUUCCACCCCUACUCUGUGAUUCUGUGAUGGAUUAAAGAGAACUUCCUUGGACUUUUUGUUCUUGUUAAGAAUCCUGGAUCAGAGUGGUUUACCCAGGUUUUUGCCUUCAACUACACA